CAAAUAAGAGGCGGCAAAUAAAUCUCGCGGCGGCCGAACCCGAACCCAGUCGUUAGCGCCGCCGCGUCCUUCUCCUGAGUUCGCCUUGUGACAGUACUGCGGGCAAUGGCCUCGUCGUCGUGGUGCCUCUACGCCGCCGCCGCCUCUCUCGCCUGCUGCUCCCCCUUGCCAUCGCCGACGAGACCGCCGGGCGUCUGCCGAUGCAUCUGUAUCCUCUUGCCUCGUGCGACGCUCCCCCGACGGAGCCGCGUGAGACGGAACGCCGUCGUCUGCAUGGCCCCAGAGGAAGAGAAGAUGACCCGCCGCUCCCCUCUCGAUUUCCCCAUCGAGUGGGAGAGGCCCAAGCCUGGCAGGAGACCCGAUAUAUUCUCACAAUUUAGUCCAAUGAAAACUCCAUUGCCAACUUCACUGCCAGAAGACCCCCCUGAAGUGGACGAGGAAGAGGAGGAAGAAAAGAAAGAGGAGGAAGAAGUAGAUCCAGAUAAAGAAGAUCCAGAGAAGCCAGAGAUGUCCAGGAUGCAACGUGGAGGAUAGUCUUGAGCAAUGGUAACCAUAAUUUGCCGCAGAGAGAACCUACUAAAAUUGCUGCUCGACCGGACACUACUGUUGUUACAGCCAUUUCUAGUUGUUCAUGAACAAUGGCUGUAAGUGUGCAGGCAUUUCUUAGCUUCUUACUUCUGAUGUUAUAUGACAAGAUAAAGUAGAAUAAAUGUAUUUUUGUCAUAGACAUCCAUACACACUGUUGCAAAUUGCAUCCCUCUCUGUCCUUGCUCAUCUACAGAAUUUUGGCUGUGGAAAGAAACCCUUGUACACUUCUUCA
Messenger RNA from Musa acuminata AAA Group (dessert banana), 820 nucleotides. RefSeq lists its product as uncharacterized. The record is from RefSeq and is a predicted model, not a curated record. The transcript is spliced from 2 exons. NCBI's taxonomy places the organism in Eukaryota, Viridiplantae, Streptophyta, Magnoliopsida, Zingiberales, Musaceae. Bases 106 to 534 code for a protein of 142 amino acids.